UUGACAGUCGUCGCUUCCUGCCUUCACAGCAUCGUAAACGCCAUUGCUAGCGUAUUCAGCGCCAUCAUUGGUGGUAUCGCAUCCAUCUGCAAUGCUACCAUCUCCUGCAUCACUUGCCAGGGAUGUGGUGGUGGCAGGAGGGGUGGUGGUACUAGAGCGGGGCGGAUAUAGCCAAAGAGUAGAGU
Molecule: messenger RNA, 185 nt
Organism: Microstroma glucosiphilum
Lineage: Eukaryota; Fungi; Basidiomycota; Exobasidiomycetes; Microstromatales; Microstromataceae
Exons: 1
Source: RefSeq, a predicted model, not a curated record